CAGGACUACGAAUUUGACUAUGAUGAUGAUGACGAUGGUAUGGCUGAUGAGGCGGACGAUGUGGAGAAUCAAUACUAUAAAGCCAAGUCUCUGAAAGAGGACAACGCGGAAGGUGCUCUAAAAGCUUUCAGAACUAUUGUGAAUGAUCAAUCCGAGAAGGGAGAAUGGGGUUUCAAGGCUUUGAAACAAAUGACAAAAAUGAAUUAUCUUCACCUUAAUCGACCUGAAGAAGCCCUAAAGACAUACCGCGAAUUAUUAUCGUACACCAAAAGCAACGUCACUAGGAAUUACGCGGAGAAGUCUAUCAAUAAUAUCCUUGACUACGUAGGUGGAGAGGGGAAACAUGCUGCCAUAUCGCCUCAAGUGCCCUUGGACACAUUAGAAGAGUUCUAUGAGGCAACACGGAUAGCGUGUGAUGAAGCGAAGAAUGAGAGACUAUCAACCAAGUCAAAUCUGAAGUUGGCAAAGUUAUGGUUGGAUCGGAAAGAAUAUGAUCGUUUACAACCUAUCUUGAGGCAAUUACAUGAUGCCUGUAUGCCCGCUGCCGGUACCAGCUCAGAAGAUCAGACCAAAGGAUCGCUUUUGCUGGAACUAUAUGCCAUAGAAAUUCAGAUGUACAGUGAUUUGAAGGAAUCACGCAAGCUCAAGGAAAUCUAUUCCGCCUCGAUGAAGGUCAAGAAUGCCAUCCCGCAUCCUAGAAUCAUGGGCGUCAUCAGAGAGUGUGGCGGGAAGAUGUGGAUGAUGGAAAAAGCAUGGGACAAGGCGUCGACAGAUUUGUUCGAGUCUUUUCGACAAUACGACGAGUCCGGCUCACCUCAACGUAUACAAGUCCUAAAAUACCUAGUUCUCACUUAUAUGCUGAUGGGGAGUGAGAUCAACCCGUUUGAUUCACAGGAAACGAAACCAUAUCGAAAUGAUCCCCAAAUUACCGCUAUGACAUCCCUCGUUUCAGCUUACCAAGCCCGCGAUGUUCAAGCGGCUGAACGUAUCCUCAAAGCCAACAGAGCGACGAUUACUAGUGACCCUUUUAUCAGGCAAUUCAUCGACGAACUUCUCAAAUCACUGAGAACGCAAUACAUAAUUGAUCUCAUUAAACCGUAUACGAGGAUGGAGCUUGAGUAUUUGAGCAAAGUGUUGAACGUUACCAAAGAAGAGGCGGAAGCUUUGGUGGUGGGGUUGGUUUUGGAUGGACGGAUAAAAGGGAAGAUUGAUCAAGUGAAUGGGUUAUUGAUAUUGGAUCGAUUCGGUGCAGCAGAGAGAGAUCGAUAUAAAGCUUUAGAUCACCUGGCAUCCUCGCUCCAGACAUUGUCAAAUAAACUCAUUUCGGAGAAUGUUGUAAGAAGAGGGCAAUACGAGAUGGGAGUGAUUGGUUAG
Molecule: messenger RNA, 1374 nt
Organism: Tremella mesenterica DSM 1558
Lineage: Eukaryota; Fungi; Basidiomycota; Tremellomycetes; Tremellales; Tremellaceae
Exons: 12
Biological process (GO): protein deneddylation
Cellular component (GO): COP9 signalosome
Source: RefSeq, a predicted model, not a curated record